GAGCUGAAAUGUUUGAAGUAUGAAACACUCUUGAUCAUGAAAUAUGCUCCCCUUACAUGCCUCAGCCUUUCAAAGUUCUUUGCAUUAGAGUCAGGGAUUCCAUUCUUCCUGGAGCCAAGCGUGGGGCCAGUUGUAGGAUCUGAAAUGGCCUGAGAUGAUGACUCAGUCAACUGUUCCAUUCAUUCUCAGAGUCAGCCUUCAUUCCUCCUUGCGAAGGCUGAUAGGCACUUAAAAGGCUUGCUGUGGCCAGAGUCCAGUGCAUUCGCAGCGCCUGCAGCGACCCUUCCUUUCCACCUCUGCCCACUGAAGACCACUUAGAUACUGAAGCAAACGGGGCGGCUGAAUUCAGGAAGCCAUGCAUCAGUCGCCAGGAGCCAGCUGCAGACUUUAAACUGCAUUCAGCAUGUGGAAGAGGCAGAGAAAUGACCUGUCCAGACAAGCCGGGGCAGCUCAUAAACUGGUUCAUCUGCUCCUUGUGCGUCCCGCGGGUGUGUAAACUCUGGAGCAGCAGGCGUCCCAGGACCCGACGGAACCUCCUGUUGGGCACUGCCUGUGCCAUCUAUCUGGGCUUCCUGGUGAGCCAGGUUGGCAGGGCCUCCCUGCAGCACGGGCAGACAGCCGACAGGGGACCACCUGGCAGCCGCAACACCGCCAAGGUACCCUUCCCUGAGAUUCCGCUGGAUGGUACCCUGGGCCCUCCAGAGUCCCAGGGCAAUGGGAUCACACUGCAGUCCAACGUGGUGUACAUCACUCUACGCUCCAAGCGCAGCAAGCCUGCUAAUAUCCGUGGCACAGUGAAACCCAAGCGCAGGAAGAAGCACGCAGUGGUGUCGGUAGCCACUGGACAGGUGGCUGUCGUUAGACCAUCCUUAAUGCUGCAGGAAGCUGCAAGGGCAGCGGAUGCCGCAGUUCCUGGGUAUGCUCAAGGACACCUGACCUGGGUUGGAGAACGACGCUGGAGGCUAGUGCAUAAUCCUGGAGUCCGAGCUGGGGAUUCAGACUUGCAAGAGGUACAAGAGAGCAACAUCAGGAUCUACAGUGGGAGAGCUCCCUCGUGGCUGAGCAAGGACGAUAUUCUCAGGAUGCGACAGCUGGCUGAUGGUGCAGUGGUUAGCGUCCAGCCAGCCUUCUCUAAAAGUGGUGCUCACUUGCUGGUGCUGGAAGGGAGCACUGCAGACUCUGCGCCUGGCUGUGGGCCUAACCCCUGUGGGCUGCUCAAGCAGCCCCUGGAUACAAGUGAAGUGUUUGCCUUCCACCUGGACAGAAUCCUGGGCCUCAACAGGACCUUGCCAUCUGUGAGUAGGAAGUCAGAGUUCAUCCAAGAUGGCCGCCCACGUCCUGUCGUUCUCUGGGACUCAUCUCUAGCUCUGGCAAGCAAUGAUAGCCACUCUUCGGUUAAGCUGACUUGGGGAAUUUAUCAGCAGUUGCUAAAACAGAAAUGCUGGCAGAAUGGCCGUGUUCCCAGACCCGAGUGGGGCUGCUUGGAAAUCCAUCACCAUGAGUGGUCCAAAAUGGCACUCUUUGAUUUUUUGUUACAGAUUUAUAAUCGCUUAGAUACAAAUUGCUGUGGAUUCAGACCUCGCAAGGAAGAUGCUUGCGUACAUAACAGAUUGAGGCCAAACUGUGAUGACCAAAACUCUGUGACUCUGGCACACAUUAUCCAGAGAACACAUGAUCCAAGGCAUUUGGUCUUUAUAGACAAUAAGGGCUUCUUUGACAGAAGUGAAGACAACUUAAACUUCAAAUUGUUAGAAGGCAUCAGAGAAUUUCCCGAAUCUGCAGUUUCUGUUCUGAAGAGCCAGCACUUACGGCAGAAACUCCUUCAGUCUCUGUUUCUUGAUAAGGUUUACUGGGAAAGUCAAGGGGGCAGGCAAGGAAUUGAAAAGCUUAUCGAUGUAGUAGAGCAGAGAGCCAAAAUUCUUAUCACCUACAUCAAUGCACAUGGGGUCAAAGUAUUACCUAUGAAUGAAUGACAAACAGAGCUUCUACUCAGAGUGCGACACGUGUGCUUUUUUAAAACAAUCAAGUACAUCAACCUCAAGUUCUCCCAGGAGUGAGGCAGUAUAGAUGGAUAUGUGCAUUCAGUCCAGUGUAUAUGAUAAACCUGAGUUGAAAAUGUUUGCAGAGUUUAGAGGUAUUCCAGACUUAAGCAGAUUCAGAAAAAUAUAUUGCUUACAAAAUGCUUGUUUAUAUUUUUUCCUAGAACUCUGGCAUGUAUUCUUAUUACACAAUAGCCCAAAUUUUUAUUCCCACUAAUCUUUAAAUUAUUUUCAUGCCAUUUGAUGAAGCAAUAUAAACCAGAGGCUCCGACUCUUCUAAUAAACCACACUUAAUGUUAUUUGACUGAUUUGACUGUACUGUUAAUGGGUAAGUUUAUCGACAUUCUUCUGUUGCUGAUUAUUGAAUAGCUCUCCCAAUACUACCCAGAGGCAAUUCUACAUUGGAAAAUCAAGGCAUGUGGUGUGCGAAAACAUGAGUCUCUAAAUACAUUCUCAACAGAAAUAGAAGAUAAAUUGUAAACUGCCGGUAUAUUUUCUAUAGUGUCUAUAAAUAAUCAGCUAUCACUGAGAAGCAAAAUUUCCAUUUUCCAUUUCUUUUUAGAAAUCUAUUGUCAGCAUAGAAACAACCACAUCUAACAAAUGAUAUAUAAGUUAGCUUUGCUGUCUAAGUUUUGAACUGACUUAUGGCUAGUGGUUGAGAAAACUAAGCAGUUGUAAGGCAUCAUGUUACCUGUUUGAAAAUGUACUGCCAAGUGUGUUCCUCCCUCCACCUCACAAAUGUUGAGAUUACAGGAGUGUGCCUCCAUGCCUGGUUUGUGUAAGGCUGGGUAAUCGAACUCAGAGCUUUAAACAUGCUAAGCAGGCACUCUAUGACUAAGCUACAUCUCCAACCUAUCUUUUUUAAUGACUGCUUUAAAAAAUUGUCAUUUUAUAAAGGGUAUGCUAUCAUUUCUGUAUUUUUUUAAUCACAGAGGAUUUUUUUUUCCUGGGUCAGGUUUAAUCUGAUGUAAUUGAUAUUAUGUAGAUAUUGGCAAUAAGUCUAGAUAUUGAAUGUGCUUAAAUAUAUUAUGUAGAUGAAUCCAAUAUGAGAUAUACAAAUGAAACAAACUAAAGUGAACAGUUAGUUCUCCUUGAGGGCAGCACAUGACUAGAGACUAUUUGACAAUAAUUGGGCCAAAUGAAGCCUCAGGUGAUUUUCCCCUGAAUCCCCCUACCAGCUUCUUAAUUGGGUUGGAAGGACUGAGACACAGAGUGUUCAUAUGUUGAGUCUUCAUGUCCUUGGAAAAUCUUCAAGGUCAUCACAUAUCACACGUACUCAUGGUGGUUUUUCUCCCAAUCUCAACUCUCCUACCCCUUAUUUAAAAGCUGAUUGAUUCUCCAGGUUUGGUUGUGUGUAUCUGAAAUCUCAACACUCAGGGAGGCUGUGGCAGAGAUUUGGGAUUUCAAGACCACCUGGGUUACAUAGCGAGAUCCUGUAUGAAAUGUACCCUCCCCUUCAAAAAACCUGAUUGUUGACAUUGUCAUUCUUUGGAAAUUUAAAAAUAAAAAAUCAUAAACUUUUAAA
Molecule: messenger RNA, 3564 nt
Organism: Nannospalax galili (Upper Galilee mountains blind mole rat)
Lineage: Eukaryota; Metazoa; Chordata; Mammalia; Rodentia; Spalacidae
Gene: Gask1b
Product: golgi associated kinase 1B
Exons: 5
Coding region: 423-1973 (516 amino acids)
Cellular component (GO): Golgi apparatus
Source: RefSeq, a predicted model, not a curated record